Molecule: messenger RNA, 1226 nt
Organism: Raphanus sativus (radish)
Lineage: Eukaryota; Viridiplantae; Streptophyta; Magnoliopsida; Brassicales; Brassicaceae
Product: lipid phosphate phosphatase 2
Exons: 8
Coding region: 242-1183 (313 amino acids)
Biological process (GO): phospholipid metabolic process
Molecular function (GO): phosphatidate phosphatase activity
Source: RefSeq, a predicted model, not a curated record
GCUUUAUUCUUUAUGGACCAAACCCUUCAUCUUUCCCUUUCCUUUGAGUUUCCCCGAGAAACUCCUCAGAGAUUCUCCGUUUCCCGCUUCCUCCAUUCCUAUUCACGCAACCCACAGUGAAUAGAGACGCUUCCCCCUUCACUUAUCAUCAUCUCUCUAACGCCAAAAAGGUACACUCAUCGUCUUCUCUCUCAAUCACCAAUGCGUUCUUGAGACGCAAGUUAUAGUGGAACUGAGGACGAUGCCCGAAAUUCAGUUAGGUGCUCAUACGAUAAGAUCCCAUGGAGUCACGGUGGCCAGGUUCCACAUGCAUGACUGGCUCAUUCUUGUACUGCUUAUCGUCAUCGAAGUUGUUUUGAAUGUCAUCGAACCCUUUCACCGUUUCGUUGGAGAGGAUAUGCUCACCGACCUAAGAUAUCCUCUUCAAGACAACACCGUUCCUUUCUGGGCUGUUCCGUUGAUAGCUGUUGUGCUCCCUUUUGCUGUCAUUUCUGUUUACUACUUCAUCAGAAGAGAUGUUUAUGACCUUCAUCAUGCAAUAUUAGGUCUGUUGUUUUCUGUGCUCAUAACUGGUGUCAUAACCGAUGCUAUAAAGGACGCUGUAGGUAGGCCUCGUCCUGACUUCUUUUGGCGUUGUUUCCCUGAUGGUAGAGGGUUCUUUCACAAUGUCACAAGGGAUGUUCUGUGUACUGGAGAUAAAGACGUGGUCAAAGAGGGACACAAGAGCUUCCCCAGCGGCCACACGUCUUGGUCGUUUGCUGGGCUAGGCUUUCUAGCGUUGUACUUGUCUGGGAAAAUCAGGGUGUUUGACCAGAGAGGGCAUGUGGCAAAGCUUUGCAUUGUGUUCCUUCCUCUACUGGUUGCAGCUUUGGUUGGUGUAUCACGAGUUGAUGACUAUUGGCAUCACUGGCAAGAUGUGUUUGGUGGAGCCAUCAUAGGAUUAACCGUGGCCUCAUUUUGUUAUCUGCAAUUCUUUCCCCCUCCUUAUGAUCCAGACGGUUGGGGACCUCAUGCGUACUUCCAGAUGCUGGCAGACUCCAGAAACGUUGUCCAAGAAAUGAACAAUCUAAGCGUGAGGCAAGCUGAGCUGGAGAAUGUGUACGUUGUUGAUCAACAAGGGACUUCCAUGGAAAUUUCGAGAACCAACACGCGGGACACAACAAGAAUGCUAGACAGCUGUUAAUGUCUUGUAGUCGUUAUUAGUAUUUGGUGUGUGCUUCUGUUGA